This is a messenger RNA of Punica granatum (pomegranate), 3994 nucleotides long. Lineage: Eukaryota; Viridiplantae; Streptophyta; Magnoliopsida; Myrtales; Lythraceae. The record is from RefSeq and is a predicted model, not a curated record.
ACAGAGAACGCGGUUGCGGUACUCAAGUCAACCAAUGACCACAGCAUCUUUGCGUAGAAGUUGACCUGAAAGUUCCAAGUUCCAUCGUCUCAUCUCCCCUUCGUCUCUGUCCAUUCUCCGCCACUACUCCACCAAACUCUUCCCCAUUACUUAAUAGUUCCGAUCCCAGAUCCGGUUUCAGAUCUUUCCUCUUCUUCUUCUUCUUCUUCUUCUUCUUCUUCAAGAAAGACGGGAGCUUUCCGUUGUUCCUUCUUAGGCAGACAUUAGUGACCCAGGAAUCACAUUCGCAGGAAAAUUCGCCAAUUUGGAUCGAAAAGCAAAGGAAACUCCUCUCCUGCUACUUCUCCGACGGAUUCGAUUCCCAGCAGUGCCCUUUUACUGUUGAGUCGAUCUGAUUUCUUGGAAGGGGAGGUUUAUUAUUUUGAGGGAGUGAGGACGGCGUAGCGGGAGGAGGUUGGAGAUGGAGAGCUACUUGAAAGAUCAGUUUGGGGAUGUCAAGCCGAAGAACUCGUCGGAGGAGGCGCUGCAGCGGUGGAGGAAGCUAUGCUGGCUCGUCAAGAACCCGAAGCGGAGGUUCCGGUUCACUGCUAACCUCACCAAGCGAUCCGAGGCCGAGGCCAUCCGCCAGACCUUUCAGGCAAACUUUCGCGUGGCAGUUAUAGUUUCACAGGCUGCACUUCAGUUUAUCCAAGGUCUUACUGAUUACAAAGUGCCCGAGGAAGUCAAAGCUGCCGGGUUUCAGAUUGGUGCAGAUGAGUUGGGAUCGAUCGUGGAGCGUCACGACGUGAAGAAGCUUGGAGGCCAUGGUGGGGUUGAGGGAAUUGUGGACAAGCUCUCCACCUCGAUAACCAGUGGGAUUUCUGCAUCUGAAGAUUCUCUAAAGCGAAGGAAAGAAAUUUAUGGAGUUAAUAAAUUCACAGAAAGCCCACCUAAAGGAUUCUGGUUCUUUGUCUAUGAGGCACUUCAGGACAUGACCCUCAUGAUCCUCGCUGCCUGUGCUCUGUUGUCUUUGAUUGUUGGGAUUAUAAUGGAAGGGUGGCCGACGGGGGCCCACGAUGGGCUUGGGAUCGUAGCCAGUAUCCUGCUCGUUGUGUUCGUGACUGCCUCAAGUGACUAUAAACAGUCUCUGCAGUUCAAGGAUUUGGAUGCGGAGAAGAAGAAGAUCUCCGUUCAGGUGACCCGAGAUGGGCUCAGGCAAAAGAUUUCAAUUUAUGAUCUGCUUCCUGGUGAUAUUGUUCAUCUCAAUAUUGGGGAUCAGGUUCCUGCCGAUGGGCUCUUCAUUUCAGGGUUCUCGGUUCUGAUCAAUGAGUCGAGCCUGACUGGUGAGAGUGAACCAGUUAAUGUGAAUGCAAUAAACCCAUUCCUCCUCUCAGGGACGAAAGUCCAGGAUGGGUCAUUCAAGAUGCUCGUGGCUACUGUCGGCAUGAGGACCCAGUGGGGCAAAUUGAUGGCCACUCUUAGUGAGGGAGGGGAUGAUGAGACUCCCUUGCAGGUGAAGCUUAAUGGAGUGGCAACAAUAAUUGGCAAAAUUGGCCUUUUCUUUGCUGUAGUGACAUUUGCAGUUCUAGUCCAAGGUUUGUUUGCCCGAAAGCUGCAGGACGGGUCCCACUGGUCCUGGUCCGGGGAUGAAGCCAUGGAGAUUCUUGAGUUCUUCGCUGUUGCAGUAACAAUUGUCGUGGUCGCAGUUCCGGAGGGGCUCCCCUUGGCUGUCACAUUGAGUCUUGCUUUCGCGAUGAAGAAGAUGAUGAAUGAUAAAGCCCUAGUCCGCCAUCUAGCAGCUUGUGAGACAAUGGGUUCUGCUACCACAAUCUGCAGUGACAAGACUGGGACAUUAACCACCAACCACAUGACUGUUGUGAAAACUUGCAUCUGUGAGAAAGUAAUGGAAGUCAGCGAGUCCGGAUUUGAAAUUCCCGAUUCUGCGAUGAAGAUUCUACUCCAGUCAAUAUUUAAUAACACUGGAGGGGAAGUAGUUAACAGCAACGGGAAUGGUAGGAAGCCUGAGAUCCUGGGGACACCCACUGAGACUGCUAUUUUGGAGCUUGGUUGGAAGCUUGGAGGUGACUUUCAAGUUGAGAGACAGAAAGCAACCAUCGUGAAGGUCGAGCCAUUCAAUUCAUUGAAGAAGCGCAUGGGAGUAGUUUUGGAACUCCAUGAUGGGAGUCAUAGGGCCCACAGUAAGGGUGCUUCUGAAAUUGUCCUUGCUAACUGUGACAAGUUCUUGAAUGCGGAAGGGGAAGUUGUUCCGCUUGAUGAAUCAGCCACCAAUUAUCUCAAGGAUACAAUUGAAAAAUUUGCAAAUGAGGCUCUUCGGACCCUGUGCCUUGCUUAUAAGGAUAUCGGGAGCGAGUUCUCUGCUGAAAGUCCAAUUCCCAUCGAAGGAUACACCUGCAUCGGGAUUGUUGGUAUCAAAGACCCAGUCCGCCCGGGUGUUAAGGAGUCCGUGGCGAUCUGUAGGUCUGCUGGAAUUGUCGUGAGGAUGGUUACAGGAGAUAAUAUUAACACGGCUAAGGCGAUUGCCCGCGAAUGCGGUAUUUUGACUGAGGAUGGUCUUGCAAUCGAAGGACCAGACUUCCGGGAGAAGAAAGACGAGGAGUUACUAGAGCUCAUUCCCAAAAUUCAGGUAAUGGCUCGGUCUUCUCCAUUGGACAAGCAUAAACUCGUGAAGCACUUGAAGACUACUUUUCAAGAGGUGGUCGCUGUGACUGGUGAUGGUACUAAUGAUGCUCCAGCUCUUCAUGAAGCAGAUAUUGGACUUGCAAUGGGCAUCGCUGGAACUGAGGUGGCUAAGGAGAGUGCUGAUGUCCUAAUUCUGGAUGAUAACUUCUCGACCAUCGCAACUGUGGCCAAAUGGGGCCGUUCUGUCUAUAUCAACAUCCAAAAGUUUGUGCAGUUUCAACUUACAGUGAAUGUCGUUGCCUUGAUUGUGAACUUCUCUUCAGCCUGCUUAACAGGAAAUGCUCCUCUCACUGCUGUGCAGCUCUUGUGGGUCAACAUGAUCAUGGACACUCUGGGAGCUCUUGCAUUAGCAACUGAGCCUCCCACUGAUGACUUGAUGAAGAGGCCUCCUGUCGGUAGAAAAGGGAAUUUCAUCAGUAACGUGAUGUGGAGGAACAUCUUGGGCCAGUCUAUCUACCAGCUCAUCAUUAUCUGGUAUCUCCAAACAAAGGGGAAGUCGGCUUUUAACCUGACUGGCUCCGAUUCCGAUCUAAUCUUGAACACAAUCAUCUUCAACUCGUUUGUAUUCUGCCAGGUUUUCAAUGAGAUCAGCUCGAGGGAGAUGGAGAAGAUAAAUGUAUUCAAAGGCAUCCUCAAGAACUACGUGUUUGUGGCUGUUCUCACAUGCACGGUCGUGUUUCAGAUCAUAAUCAUUGAAUUCCUUGGCACUUUCGCAAACACACAUCCUCUCAGUUUGAGCCAGUGGUUCGUCAGCAUCUUGCUUGGAUUCCUCGGGAUGCCAAUUGCUGCUGGUCUGAAGAUGAUCCCCGUGGGUUCGUGCUAAUUAAAGUCGAAAACAACAUUAUAGUUCAGAGCAACGGGCAAGGGCUACCCGAUUUCUCUUCCACGUACCCUAUCGUACAUAUCAUCUCCGAUCGAUAAUAGUGUGCGUUCCAUCCAAGGGGUCAACUCUCAAGCAUCCUUCCCCAUAUCAUCUCCGAUCUGAAGGUGAAGGUUGCAAGAGGUUAUCAGAGCUAUUGGCUGUAGAACGGAGAAUUUCUCGAAUUCUUUCUGGUAUUUUGACACCAGGGGAAGUUUAAGGAUGUUUUUUGUUGGACCUAACAUACUGAGUAUUAUUCGUGGUUGGUCCUUUUGGAGUUCUUAACAUUGUGGGGGUGAAGCUUCCCAUAACUUGAUAUGUGAAUUACUGUCUAUAAUGCUUGAAAUUGCAAUGAAUCUUAGGUUUUAACAGAUUCAUUAACUCUUCUAUUCCAUUCAUUUGGUCAUCAGAAUGUAAAACUUUUCAAGAACAAGCAAAAACUUUCAUAUGGCUCUA